Messenger RNA from Closterium sp. Naga37s-1, 4860 nucleotides. NCBI's taxonomy places the organism in Eukaryota, Viridiplantae, Streptophyta, Zygnematophyceae, Desmidiales, Closteriaceae. The record is from the annotation of a GenBank genome assembly.
AUGUGGCUGGACAAAUCAGCGUUCCUGGACCCGUCGUUCGACCCAGACGCGUACAUAGCGACGGUGCGGCGCAUAGCGCCGUUGGAGUCGGUGCGCGCGGAGCUGAGGGAGCACCUGGCGGCGCUCAAGAGCGAGCUGGUGGAGCUCAUCAACCGCGACUACAACGACUUUGUCAACCUCUCCACCAAACUCGUGGACGUGGACGGGGCAGUGCUGCGCAUGAGAGUCCCUCUCACAGAGCUCAGGGCGCAGCUGCUGGCAGUGCGCAGCAGCGUGGCAGCGGCGCCAGCAGCGCUAGAAGACGGGCUGGCGCGCAGGGCAGAGGCGGCCACAGCGCGCCAAAUACUAGAACUGCUGCUAGACACCUCCAACGUCCUCUCCAAGGUCGAGAAGCUGCUGCUCGAGCUGCACGCCAUGCCCGACGCCCCUCCCCUCCCACCCUCCUCUGCCUCCGCCUCCUCCUCCUCUUCCGCGUCUGCCUCUGCUUCCGCCCCAGCAGCGCCCACUGCAUCUGCGUCCCCAGGCAAAAGACCUCCGGCUUCUAUCUCUGCAGCAGCAGCAGCGAGGAAUGGUCCUGUUAAGGGUGGGGGUGGGGAGGGGAGUGCAGGGGAGGAGGGGGGGGAUGCGGCGGCGGGCGUGGGGGCGGGGAGGGAUGCGGAGAGGGAGUUGGAGGAGGCGCGGAGUCGGUUGCUAGAGCGGAUUGCAAGUGAGAUGAACCGCCUCAACUUCUACGUGGCCAAGGGAAAGGAUCUUCCAUUCGUGCGGUCAGUGGAGGGGCGCAUCCGGCAGGCCAGCAGCACGCUGGCAGCGCACCUGCGGCGGUGCCUGGAGCGCGGGCUGCACCAGCGCUGGCGCCGUGUCGUCUACCACUGCCUGCGCGCCUUCGCCUCCCUUGACGCCGCUGCUGACGCUGAAGAGCUUUUCUGCCGGGCCGUCGUUGCUCCCCUUGUGGCACAGGCGCUGCUGGGAGCAGCAGCAGCGGGAGGAGGAGCAGGAGGAGGGAAGCAGCAGCAGCAGCCGCAGGAGCAGGCGCCGCCGUCACCCAAGUCCCCGUCCUCACCCACCGCAGCUGGAGCAGCAGGCGACUUGCUGCAAGGCGUGUACGAGCGCAUCGAGGGAGCAGUCUCCGAGGCGUGCCAGUUUGUGGUGGGCAUUGUAGCAUCGGCGGAUGCUGGCUUGCAUGUGUUCCAGUUCCUGGCCGCCAGUGUGCUGAAGGAGGUGGCUGCUGCGCUGCACCGGUCGCACGCUGCUGCCUUCUCCCCAGGCCGACCUGCACAGUUCCUGCUCAACUACAAGGCGUCGCUUGACUUUCUCGCCUUCCUGGAAGGCUUCUGCACGAGCCGUGAAUCCCUCGCCUCCUUCCGCGCGCAUCCCUGCUACUCGGAUUUCCUCAAGGGCUGGAACCUCGCUGUCUACUAUGCAUCUCGCUUUCGGGAAAUUGCCGGGCUGCUGGACGACGCGCUGGUGCCGCCGCCCGCCAGCUCAGCGGCAGCAGCGGCGCGCGUGGCGGUGCAGAGGGCAGCAGCACCGGGCAUGGGAGUGGGGCUGCAGGCAUCAGUGGUGCUGUGGGAGGCGCUGCAGCGCUGCUGGCACCCCGCCGUCUUCAUCCCCUGCAUCGCCGACAAGUUCCUGCGCCUCACUCUGCAGCUGCUCUCCCGGUUCGGCAAGUGGGUGAUGGCGGGCGUGGCAGCAAGGAGAGCAGGAUCAGCAGCAGACAAUCCCGGAGGCGAGUGGGGGCUAGCAGCCACACCAGAGGACCUCGCUCUGAUGUGGCACGACCUGCUAGUGCUCUCGUCCAACAUCAGAGCAGCGUACGUGGGCGAGCUGGUGCAGCAGCUGGGGCCGGGGGUGACAGGGGAGGUGCGGGCAGCAGUGCAGGGCGAGGUGGAGAGUGCAGCGGAUGGGCUGCAUUCCCUCACAGCGCAUGUGGCUGCACUGCUCUCGGAUAUCACUGCAGACCGAUGCAUCGAGGUCUUGAGGCCUGUGCGUGCAAUAGCAGCCAUGUACCGUGUGCCCAGUCGCCCGCCCCCCACCCGCCACUCACACUAUGUACCGGGCGUGCUUCAACCACUCAAGGUUGUGCUGGAAGGUGACAAAGCACGUGCAGCAGCAGGGGGGGCAGGAGGGGCGGAGGAGGUGUGGAGUGAGGAGAUGAGGGCGGUGGUGGUGGGUCAGGUGGUGGAGCGGGUCACUCAGAAGUUCGACGAGCUCGCCAAGGAGGUCGUUGCCACGGCGCGACGCACGGAGUCAUCACUGAAGCUGCUGCAGCAGCGCUCCAUGAAGCGGCCCCCGGGAGCAGCGGAUGCAGGGGGGGCAUCAGGCAUGUCAGACACGGAUAAGAUCAUUGGACAGCUCUUCCUGGACGUGCAGGUGCGUGCAUGUGGCUCGCAGGCAGGCAGAGGGUCCUUCUGGAAGCGGCGUCGGCGCGCGAUUCUGAUAACGCUGGGCGUGGUGGGCGUGGGCGUGGGGUCGUACGUGGUGUAUCAACGGCUGCACGCGCGGCUGCUGGAGGACCAGCAGCGCAUCCAACGGCAGCAGCAGCAGAUCCUGGAGGAGGCGAUUCGGGAGGCGGAGGAGAAGCGCCGGGCGGAAGAGGAACGCGAGGACGCGCAGAUCCGAGCGCAUUUUGAGAGCAUUCAGCGGAUAGCAGACGCCACCACACUGCCAUCAGUGCUACCACACCUGCGCACGCAGCUCUUCUCCUCCAUCAACCUCACCGCACUCACUGAUGCUCUCUUCUCCUCGAGGCAGCACGCCGCUUCUGCUACUGCUGGUGGCGGAGGUGGAGGUGGAGGUGGAGGAGAAGGGGUAGCAGCAGCCCCUCGUGCGCCCUUGAGUGCUCAGGAGAAGCUUCGGAUAUGGGAGGAUCUGAAAGUGCUGAGUUUCUGCCGCACGUUGUGUGGCAUGUGGUCGCUGGCGCUGCUCUCGCUCUUUGUGCGUGCACAGCUCAAUGUGCUCGGCCGGCGUGUCUUCCUCGACGCCGCUGUGCGAUCCGCCAGUUCCUCGUCACUGCAGGAUCCGCAGCAGCAGGCGUGGAGGAAGCGGCAGCUGCCCAUGCGGUGCCAGCACCAGUUCAUUGCCCUUGCAGACUACCUCCCCCAGAUAGGCCUGCGUGCCCUCACCAGAGACGCCCAGGCCUUCAUUGCUCCCAUCCUGGAAAGGCUUUCCCUCCGUGACAACAUCUCUCUCCCGCAGCUCCUCUCUCUCAUCCACGACAUCCGCCUAGAAUUCGAGGCCCGAGAUUGCGCCACAUGGCAGCGCUACCUCCUCCCACCGGACAAUUACCUCCCGGCUGACCUGGCAGCCACGUCCCUUGCUGCGGAUGCAUCUGCAGGGAGAGGCGCAUCGGGGCAGGGAUUGGGGGGGAUGGGGGAUGGUGCGGGGGGAGCGAGGAUGGGCGGUGGUGGCGGGAUGGAGGAUGAGGAGGAGCAGGCUCUGCUUGGGGAACUGAUGGACGAAUUGCGGCAUGUGCUCAGCAGCUAUGAGUUUCAGGAGGCCCUUUCUGCAUCGCUGGAUGCGCUAACAGAAGCAGCACACGAGCAUCUUGCUGCUGCGUUUCCCUCUGCGCCUCCACAGACAUCCCCCUGUGACACGUGGGAUGGAGGUAUCUUCUGCUGCAACUCGCGGAGGCGGAGCAAGAGAACCGCUCAAACUGUUGACGCAUCUCAAACAGCCGUGCCAGCGUGGCCGCAGAAGGACGCCGGGCCGUACGGCUCCAGCAAGGCGCCAGCUCGGCCUGACGUGGCGCCAGUACCCAGCAGCUACCCCACGGCUGUGCUCCCGUUAGGCGUGCCGGGCGAUUCCGCGCUAGCCGUAUUCUCGUACAACGACCUGCGGGCAGCCACGGAAGGGUUUCGCUCCAAUAAUAGACUGGGGGAGGGCGGAUUCGGUAUAGUGUACAAGGGGUGGGUGUGCAUGAGACCCGGCGCGCGGCCAGAGGAAGUUGCGGUGAAGGUUCUGAACCACGAGGGCCUUCAGGGACACAAGGAAUGGCUGGCGGAGGUGAACUUUCUGGGGCAGGUGUACCAUCCGCACCUGGUGCGGCUGAUAGGGUACUGUGCGGAGGCGGAGCAGCGGCUGCUGGUGUACGAGUUCAUGUGCAACGGCAGCCUCGAGGUCCACCUCUUCCGACAGCACCUGACGGUGUUGCCAUGGAGCACGCGCAUGAAGAUAGCACUGGGAGCAGCGAGGGGCCUGGCGUACCUACACGAGGAGGCCACUCGCCCCAUCAUCUACCGCGACUUCAAAACCUCCAAUAUCUUACUCACAGAGGAUUUCUCUGCCAAGCUAUCUGACUUUGGGUUGGCCAAGGAUGGGCCGGAGAGUGGCAAGACCCAUGUGUCCACGCGCGUCAUGGGCACCUACGGCUACGCUGCUCCCGAAUACGUCAUGACUGGCCAUCUGACUCUGAAGAGUGACGUGUACAGCUACGGGGUGGUGCUACUGGAGAUGAUCACAGGGCGGCGGUCCAUGGACAAAUCCUUCCCGCCAGAGGAGCACAGCCUGGUGGACUGGGCACGCCCCUUCCUCUCCGACCGGCGCAAGGUGUUCCGCCUGCUCGACUCGCGCCUGGACGGCAUGUACUCGGUGAAAGGCGCGCAGCACGCCAUGGCUCUCGCGCAGAGCUGCCUCAACAGAGACCCCAAGGCACGGCCGGUUAUGAGCGAUGCGGUGAAGAUACUGGAAGCGCUGCAGGAUUUGGAUGACAUGGCGGUGUAUGGUGGUGGGGGUGGGUCCGGGAGGGGAGCGGGAGGAGGAGGGGUUUCGCCGAGUUCGCCUGGGAGUGGCUCGGAUGGUGGUGGAGGUGGUGGGGGAAGAGGUGAAGCUUCGUGGCAGCAGCAGCAGGGAGGGUAUUACUAG